CCGUGUCCGUGAGUUCUCGCCGUACGUUACUCGCUACCGUAGCCGGUCCGGGUCCGGGUCCGGGUUCGAGUUCGAGUUCGGUUGCCGGUCCGGGAAUCACGAUAUCGCUUGAACUCGGCAUCGUUCACGGCAUCGGAACAUGCUGCGCUCCUCGGGCGUAGCUGUCGCAUCCUCGCGGUCACUCGUUCAUCCCCUGGGAACCGCGGAUUCAAGUGUCGAUCGCGAAUUACGUUAUUGUGAUCAAUAAACUAUUUGCUAGUAGGAAGGGCUGCCGAUUUGAUCGUCGAGGAGACGAACUGACUGGUCGUUCUAAGCCACGAACAGUCAUGAAGACGGAGGUGGAAGACGUAACGAGCGACGGCGGCGUCUGCGAGGGCACCGGGACGAAUCUGAGCACGGCCGAGAACAGCGGCCUCCUCGGGUCAGGAACGGUCCAGGGAUCAGCGGGAUCGGGACCGGAAAUCGCAGGGAACGUGAUGGAGUGCGGUGGAUGCGGAGAACGCGUUCGCGAACGAACGAUCCUCUGCGUCGGUGGCCGUACUUGGCACUCGAGGUGCCUGAGAUGCUGCGCUUGUGCCAGGCCUCUCCACGAUCAACACUCCUGCUUCCUCAAGGGAAUGCGACUCUACUGCAGGCACGACUACGCUUUAACGUUCGGCGCAAAGUGUGCGAAAUGCGGGCGAAGCGUGGGAGCCGGGGACUGGGUGAGACGAGCCAGGGAGAGAGUGUAUCACUUGGCAUGCUUCGCCUGCGACGCGUGCUCGAGGCAGCUCUCCACCGGCGAACAAUUCGCCCUGCUAGACGCCAGGCUGCUCUGCAAAGCUCACUACUUGGACGUGGUCGAGGGGAACAACACUUCCUCCGAUGAAGGCGGUGACUCCGAGAGCGGGCACAAAGGCGGUAACAAGGCGAAGAGAGUGAGAACGACGUUCACGGAGGAACAGCUAUCCGUACUUCAGGCGAACUUCCAACUGGACAGUAACCCGGACGGGCAAGACCUCGAGAGGAUAGCGCAUGUGACCGGACUCAGCAAAAGAGUUACUCAGGUUUGGUUCCAGAAUUCUAGGGCGAGGCAGAAGAAGCAUCUGCACACGGGCAAAAUGAAAGGGCAACAUGUUCAUCAAUCAUCGCCGAAUUCGACUGCGUCCGCGGGCGAUUUCGGUCGACACAUCAAUUUACAUCUGACCUAUUCGUUUCAACAUCAGCAGCAGCAGCAGCAGCAGCAUCACCACCACCACCAUCACGGGCAGCAACCGGCGUCGGCCCAGCUGAUCGUCAGCCCGGCUACGUGCAAGAGCCCCGCGCCAUCGAUUUAUCAGAAUCACGGUCUGCUAUCUAUCGCAACACCGUCAACUCUGUCUUCAGGCUCGGAACAGUCGAUGGACGAACUCUCGCAAGAUUCUAUGAUGUUGUCGAUGCCGAACGAGGUUUAAUCGCCGCGCCUCUGCUACCUACGGUUUAGCCGCAUUGUAAAUAGUACUUCUCGCGUAGCGUUGAUCAAGCUUCCUCGGUGAACGUUUUCCGCAAUAUUCCACACCAUCGAAUUCGUAUUUAUUCCGUCUCGCCGUCUCGCGACGAUUUUAAGUUAGGAGACAAUUUCUCUUUGGCAACGCGCGUCCCUCCGUUCCCUACUCGCCGCACUACUUUAGUACCUAUGCUCUGCAAUAAGCUAAAUUAACUCCUUCAAACGACGUUUUAUAUGUACGUAUAGCAGGGUAACUGUACUUGAUUGGGAGUCAUAAGAGGAUAUUAUUGGGAAUCGACGAUCGUCGUUAAGAUGAUAUACUUCAAACGAUCGGAAAGCGUGUACCGAACGUUUUGUAUGAUCUAUAAUUUCAAACGAAAUCCGCCCAAAUCGUUGUUGAACUUCGAGCAGAAUGUACAGGCGUGCGUCACUUCUACAAGACUGGCUCUCUCGCAUUGCAUAUUGAACGUAACGUUAUCCAAAGCGUAUAUUGAUGAGCGGACACGCGCAUAGAAACGAGACGAAAGCUUCGCUUUUUUCAAAAUCUACGAACGAUUCGAAUGGCGUUCCAUAAAAUCGGAAAACUUGAUUCGUCGACUCAACGUAGUCGAUCGCGAAAUAUCCUUCGACGUCCUGAAAGAGGGGUAAAUGUAAUUUUCCUUCUUUCCCUAGAAUAGACGUGGACGAGACGAACGGUUGUAGUUAUCUACGCGUAUUACUUACUGUUAGUCGUCGCUGAUCCUCGAUGUAAUCGGGGUGUCGUUUUAACGAAAGUGAGAAAUUAGGCGAAGCGGUCUCGAGGUAGUCCCGAGGGGUCUCGUUUCCUCUCGAGACCGCGCGGGGAAUAUCACGAAGCAGUGUUCCGAACGAAAGUAUCUUUUACAGUGUUUAGACAAUUAAUUGUAAUGUAAUCGUAAAAGGGACAUUAUUUAAUAUACGUGUACCGUCAUGUAAAUAUUGUAAACUAAUUGUAAGUAUUGUAUAAGUA
Messenger RNA from Ceratina calcarata, 2453 nucleotides. It is a transcript of the gene Awh, whose product is annotated as LIM/homeobox protein arrowhead. Gene Ontology annotation, biological process: regulation of transcription by RNA polymerase II; neuron differentiation. Gene Ontology annotation, cellular component: nucleus. Gene Ontology annotation, molecular function: DNA-binding transcription factor activity, RNA polymerase II-specific; RNA polymerase II transcription regulatory region sequence-specific DNA binding. The transcript has 6 exons. The record is from RefSeq and is a predicted model, not a curated record. Bases 327 to 1433 code for a protein of 368 amino acids. NCBI's taxonomy places the organism in Eukaryota, Metazoa, Arthropoda, Insecta, Hymenoptera, Apidae.